Capronia epimyces CBS 606.96 is the source of this 1668-nucleotide messenger RNA. RefSeq lists its product as uncharacterized. Bases 1 to 1668 code for a protein of 555 amino acids. The record is from RefSeq and is a predicted model, not a curated record. NCBI's taxonomy places the organism in Eukaryota, Fungi, Ascomycota, Eurotiomycetes, Chaetothyriales, Herpotrichiellaceae. The transcript has a single exon. Gene Ontology annotation, molecular function: protein binding. Gene Ontology annotation, cellular component: 90S preribosome; small-subunit processome; nucleolus. Gene Ontology annotation, biological process: maturation of SSU-rRNA from tricistronic rRNA transcript (SSU-rRNA, 5.8S rRNA, LSU-rRNA).
AUGGAGACAUUAGUCGAGAACGGCGACGGCCAACUUACCAUCCAGAAUCUUCAAUCGCCCACGAAACGGAGGCCUACCAGUACAUUGACGGCCGAAGACAAAGAAAAUCAGAAGCAAGUGGCCGAGGCACGAAAGAAGUAUGGAAGAGGGCGCCCUGUCCGGAUUAAUGAAGUUCGAGACAAGAAGCUGCGUGCAAACCUGAAGCGCAUCGAGAACAAAUACCGGACUGCGGUCUUGAAUGCAAAGGAUGCGGAGAUCCUGUACGAGAACCAGGAAGGAUUCCUGCAACCCGAAUCCGAACUUGAGAAGACAUACAAAGUCCGACAGGCAGAUAUCCUCGACGCGAUUGGUGUCCAACAGGCCAACAAGGCUGUCGACUUCAGACUGGAUCUAGGGCCCUAUGUAUCCGAUUACACAAGGAACGGGCGCAGUUUACUGCUUGCCGGGAGAAAAGGACACAUUGCCACCUGUGAAUGGCGGGCUGGGAAGCCAGGCUGUGAACUGCAUCUGAACGAGACCGUGCGAGAUGCCAAGUGGCUGCACAACGACCAGUACUUCGCCGUGGCCCAGAAGAAACACACAUACAUUUACGACCACGCCGGAGUCGAGAUCCAUUGCUUGAAAAAGUAUGUGGAAACCACGCAUCUUGAAUUUCUACCAUAUCACUUCCUGCUGGCAGGGGUGGAAAACAGUGGGUUCUUGAGGUAUACCGAUACCUCGACAGGACAAGUCGUGGCCGAACAUCCGACUCGGAAAGGCGCUCCGACGGCUCUGGCGCAGAACCCAUAUAACGCCAUCCUCCAUGUCGGGCACCAGCAUGGCACCGUAUCUCUAUGGUCUCCCAAUUCCACCACGCCUCUGGUCAAGAUCCAAUCCAAUGCCGGGCCUGUUCGAUCCAUCGCCAUCGACCGCUCUGGCCACUAUAUGCUAUGCGGUGGACAGGAUCUCCGGCUGAAACUCUGGGACCUCCGGGCCUUAAAGGAGGUCCAUUCGUAUCGGACUCAUCAGCCCGCGUCAUCUAUCGACAUAUCAGACCGUGGCCUUGCAGCCAUCGGCAGUGGCACAGGAGUGACGAUCUGGAAAGACCUCUUCACCGCCUCCACCUCGGUCGAUCCCAUCAAAGUCCAAUCACCGUACUUGAACUGGGGCAACGAGGGCCGCCGGGUCGAGCGUGUCCGCUUCUGCCCCUUCGACGACAUCCUAGGCAUCUCGCAUGCCGAGGGAUUCAGCAGCAUCGUUGUUCCGGGCGCCGGGGAACCCAAUUACGAUGCUCUUGAAGCCAACCCCUACGAGACGCGCAAACAACGGCAAGAGGCCGAAGUCCAGUCUCUCCUUACCAAGUUGCAGCCCGAAACUAUAGCCCUCGACCCCAACUUCAUCGGGACAUUGGACAUUCGCAGUGCAGAGCAGCGAAAACAAGAGAAGGACCUCGAUGCGCCGCCUGUGGACCCUCUAGCGAAGUUGAAGGAGCGUAACCGCGGACGUGGUAAGAACAGUGCGAUCCGGAGACAUCUGAGGAAGAAGGGUGGCAAGAAUAUUGUCGAUGAGAAAAGACUACGGCUGGAGGAAAUGAAGAAGGAACGGAUGGAGAGAGGAAAGGAGAAGCUGAAAAAGGACCAGGUAGAUCUAGGGCCAGCUUUGGCCAGAUUUGCCCGGAAAGGGGCAUAA